CGCUUAAGAAGAAAUUCAAGCAAGGUGGCUCCGCCAAAACAUAUAUAGCCGUACAAGACGUCUUCCCAAAUCCUAAUUCCGAUUCCAUUCGAGAAACCUUACAGCUCCGAUCAGUCCACCAUUCUCCUUCCUCGCAAGAAUGUUCAGGAACAAGAUCUUGGUACGAGCCUACCUCCCGUCCCCAUCGUUCCAUCAUUUUCUCCUCGUCCAACUCUCUCUCUCCGAUUCUUCCUCCCCGAUCGAGAUCGAAGCCCUUUGCUGGAAGCUCUCACGGCGGUGGCGCCUGGCCUGCUUGCAUCCAUCGCCGUCCUCCAUCUUCAUUAGCUACCAGAGAAGUCAGACUGAAGCGGCAGCCCGGGUCGUAGAGGAACUAACCAAAACCCUAGCCGUUUGCAAUGUGGAGGAGGAAGUGGAGGUUGUGAGAUCCGCAAUUCUGAUUGCUAGUGUAGUUGAAUGUUGGUUAAGAUCAUUAAUGCUGGAGAAGAACUGGGGAUGCAUUGGAGACAGUACAUUUGUGAACUCUACUUUUGCCAGUGAUGAGGAGAAAAAAUAUUUUCAAGCGCUUAAUGUGGUACCAUACAUAUGUGAUAAUUUUAUAAAAUGUCAUUGUUCCGCCAGUAAAUUUUCAGCUGUCAAGCUAGUUUUCUUUGAAUGUACCGCAUUAGUCCUCAUAUAG
Dendrobium catenatum is the source of this 676-nucleotide messenger RNA. RefSeq lists its product as uncharacterized. The transcript has 4 exons. The coding region runs from base 140 to 676 and encodes 178 amino acids. NCBI's taxonomy places the organism in Eukaryota, Viridiplantae, Streptophyta, Magnoliopsida, Asparagales, Orchidaceae. The record is from RefSeq and is a predicted model, not a curated record.